AUGGCAACAAAGGAUAACCUUCUUGAGUCACUUAAGACGAAGGAUAUCUCUAAUUUAAUACAGUGUAUUAAAGAGCUGUCUGCCAAUGAUGUGCUUAAUGAUGCUCUGGCCGGGUUCAGUCGGCGUCUGCUGCAGGAACUAUGGGACAGUGUGCAGAGUAUGUUUGUUGAAGAACUGCAGAACACAGCAAUGCUCGUGUUUUGCAUCACUAGGCUGGCUCAUGGAACUCUCAUGUCACAGGAGGGGUUUGACUUGUUCUUGCCUCCGUCUUUCAUCGAAGUUGCCAUUUUGAUUCAUGGUAUAUUUCCCAGUCUAGGGCCAGAACAUGCCAGCUUGAAGGAUGACAUCUCCCGGCUCUUUGAGAGCUGGUGGCUGAAAAAGGGUCACGGACGAGAAGAGCUAAUGGGGAACACUCUUGUGUAUUUAUUGACCAAGAGUACAGGGCCUAAAGCUACGAAGUCAGAUGUGGCUCGUGUGUAUGCAGUCUGUCAUGUACUGGACUCCGUGAACUUUGACCGUGAAGGUGCUGGUGCCCUUGUAGACCUGCUGCUGCAGUGUUGUGUGCUGCCUCAGUUCCUCAACUCUUCUCAGGGUGUGAAGUUCCUGGCCUACUUGUUUACCUUGAACCCAGAACUUACCAAGAUGCUUCAUCAAACUGUUAAGAACCAUCUGCCAGCGACUCCAGUGUCAUGGCACGCAAAGUUUUCGGAAGUUUACUUAAAAGCUUGGCAGGAAGCAAAGAAUCCAGAUAUGCGAGAGGUGAUCGAGCACCAGUGUAUCCAGGAUCUGAUGCACAGAGCUGUGCAUGCACAGAGAGGUGGUCAGUCUUCUAUUGCAAAAGUGCUCUUUAGGAUCCUGAGUUUGAUUCACAAGAAGAAGACACAGAAAGGUGUUGAAGCAAUGCUGACCCGGCUGUAUGAGCCUAUUCUUUGGAGGUCAUUGAUGGCUGCAAACAGUGAUGUGAGAAUUAAUGCCGCCUUGUUGAUGUUUGACACUUUUCCCCUGCAAGAUGCUGAUCUCAACCGCCAGCAGGCGGACGCUGCUUUACAAAAACAGUUCGACAUCAUGCAUAACCUGUUGUCCGAUCCUGUGCCGGAAGUAAGACUGUUUGCUGUACGGGGUGUGGGCAAUGUUCUCAACAUUUACUGGGAACUCAUCCCAGCUGAUGUAAGUGUUCCUUUCAUCUUUCAUGACUUGAUUAUGUUUUUGUUGCAGGUGAUAAAGUGCUUUAUAACAAAACUGAUAGAAGAUCUUGCUUAUGAUGUCUCUUCACCUGCAGUCCGAGAGGCUGUUUUGAAGGCUAUGCAGCAGUUGUGUGACAACCACUUGUGCAUUCCCUUGCUGCAAAAUGUUCUACCUCUACUGCGGAACUUUGUUCACGACACCUCGGAAAGGGUCCGGGUUGCUAUGUUUGAUCUGCUGCUGAAAGUCAAGGGCCUGCGGGCUAUCAAGUUUUGGAAUCUGGUCCCGCUAGAGCACAUCUUGUCCCGCCUGCAGGUGGAUUCUGCUCCCAUAGUUAGGAGGAUCAUGAAGUUGAUACACCCUUCCUUUGUGCCUCUUCAAGAAGCAGCCGGAGAACAAGUCAGCAGGUGUGUCACUCUUGUGAAGCUGAACAUGGCAGCAGCAAGGCAGUUUUACCUGAACCUCCCUCGUUGUCUGAGCCUAGAGGACACCAUCAGGUACAUCACCUUACUCUGCAAAGCACUUAUCGAGAGUGCCCACAAGCUCAGUGGCAAAAGUGCCCAAUCUCCACAUGAGGAUGAUGAUGAUGCCCACACCAGUAAGGAUGAUAAUGUGGGGGAGAAAGAAAAAGACAAAGCAAAGUCAUCCAAAUCUAAAAGGAAACUCAGAAAAACAAAUAAGAAGCAAAGACCAACGGCUGUUGGGCAGGAGAGUGAUGAGGAAGACAAGCCAGAAGCUGAUGGGGAGCUAGAAGACAUGGCCGUGUUCUGUGGCUUGGUCGAGGCAGUUUAUCUGAUGCACACGGUGGUGCUGACUGAGCUGGAUGCCAACACAAACAAAGAAGUCAAGGAGGGCCUGGCCAAGAAGCUCAGUGUCAUGGUCAGAGAAGUUAUGGCAGUGUCUAAGGACCCUCAUCUUGAUGCAGCCCUGGUAGCUCUAGCUGGUCACCUGCCUUCACGAGCCCUCCCCCACAUCGCCCAGAAUUUAUUUAAAAGACUCAAAUCUGGUUCCUGCUUUGAUGGGAGCAUUGACCUCAAAUUAAUGGUCAAAUCUCUGGUGCUAUGGGGGAAAGCAGAGUUGAUAAUUCAAGUGGUUAAAGAUUCCCUUGGCAGCAUCUUUAAGAAUGGAGAAGAUUCCACUCCAGGUGUGAGUCAAGCUGGAAGAAACAAAAUCAGCCCAGAAUUGGCUUGUGCCUUGAUAACGAAUAUGAUAACCCCAGCUGAAUGCAGACAUAUUUUACUGACCAAAAACAGGCAAGAUCUCAAGGAUUUGAUCGACUGUCUGAUACC
Molecule: messenger RNA, 2471 nt
Organism: Candidula unifasciata
Lineage: Eukaryota; Metazoa; Mollusca; Gastropoda; Stylommatophora; Geomitridae
Source: the annotation of a GenBank genome assembly